Messenger RNA from Mus caroli (Ryukyu mouse), 3501 nucleotides. The record is from RefSeq and is a predicted model, not a curated record. Lineage: Eukaryota; Metazoa; Chordata; Mammalia; Rodentia; Muridae.
UGAACUCUGGACCCUCGGAAGAGCAGUCGGGUGCUCUUACCCACUGAGCCAUCUCACCAGCCCCACCUUAUUGGUUCUACCUUGAAAGUGCUCGGAUUACAGAUAGGAGCAACCACACUAGCAUUAAAUAUUUUUAUUAAUAUUUGUAAAAUACGUAUUAAAUAUUUUACCGUUACAGACAGUGCAGGUAGAGCAUUUUUUGUUUUGUUGAGACAGUCUUGUAGCCUAAGCUGAUCUCGGGUUACAGUGUGGCUCAGGGUGACCUUGAACUCUUAGUCCUCCCGCCUCCCCUUCCCUAGUACUGGGAUUACACCUAGGGGCCGAGGCUGGCAAGGCACAGCACUUGAGAAGAAAAGGAAAUAUGCUUUUGAGAAAGUACCGAAUGCAGGAGGCCUGCAUUCAGACAUGUGCUUAUAACAGUUACACUAAUGCGGGCGGCAUCUCCAUAGGAUAGGAAUUUAACAAGUUACUAAAUUAAUUUUUUAUUUAUUUUGUUUUUUGAGUCAGGAUUUUACUUUGUAGCCUUGAACUCCCAAGUCUUUGCAUGAAACUCACUUUAAGUAUAGCAGGCUGGUCUCAAACCCAGCUGCCCCUCCCUUCUGAGUGCUGGGAUUAAAACCAUGUGCUACCACUGCAGCCUGAGUACUUGCUAGGUUAUGUAGAGCAGGUGCUCUUUUUUCCUUUCUUUCCAUGUCUCUCCCUCCCUCCCCCUCUCUCUUCCUUCCUUCCUUCCUUUUUUUUUCAGCAGGGUCUGUGUAGUCCAGGCUGCUCUCAGACUCCUGGCAUGCCUUCUGCCUUAACUUCCCACGUGCUGGCUUUCCAGAUAGGAGUCUUCUUGUCCAGUUGAAAUAUUUUCAGGCUUUGGAACUGGGAAGUUUUGUUGUCUGUUCCUGUACUGGCUAGGCUGUGACCAGAAUUUCAGUGGCAUACUGGUGAGCAAUACUAAGGUAGACGGACCGUUACUACAAAUUCUGUUUAUGAACAAUGCUAUUUCAAAGCAAUACCACCAAGAAAUAGAGGAGUUUGUAUCAAACUUAGUAAAACGAUUCGAGGAACAGCAAAAAAAUGACGUGGAAAAGACUUCCUUCAGCCUUUUACCCCAGCCAUCCAGUGUCAUGUUGGAAGAGGACCAUAAAGUGGAAGAAUCGUGUGCCGUUAAAAACAACAGGGAGGCUUUUAGUGUUGUAGGAAGUGUCCUGUAUUUUACUAAUUUUUGCCUUGAUAAAUUGGGGCAACCGCUACUAAAUGAGAACCCUCAGCUUACGGAAGGAUGGGAAAUACCCAAGUACCAGCAAGUCUUCAGCCACAUUGUUCCUCUAGAAGGGCAGGAGAUGCAAGUGAAGGCAAAAAGGCCAAAGCCUCACUGCUUCAACUGUGGUUCUGAAGAGCAUCAGAUGAAGGAAUGCCCAAUGCCUCGGAAUGCUGCUCGGAUCAGUGAGAAGAGGAAAGAGUACAUGGAUGCCUGUGGCGAGGCCAGCGGCCAGAGCUUCCAGCAGCGCUAUCAUGCAGAAGAAGUAGAAGAGAGAUUUGGAAGAUUCAAGCCAGGAGUUAUUAGUGAGGAACUUCAAGAUGCCCUGGGUGUGACAGACAAGAGUCUUCCCCCUUUCAUCUACCGGAUGCGCCAGCUAGGCUACCCACCAGGCUGGCUCAAGGAGGCUGAACUGGAGAAUUCUGGACUUGCACUCUAUGAUGGAAACGAUGACGCUGAUGGGGAAACAGAAACUGGAGAAAUACAGAAUAAAAAUGUCACCUACGAUCUCUCAAAAUUGGUAAACUAUCCAGGUUUUAAUAUAUCUACUCCCAGAGGUAUUCCAGAUGAAUGGAGAAUGUUCGGUUCCAUACCAAUGCAGGCGUGUCAACAGAAGGAUGUAUUUGCCAGUUACCUUAAUUCUAACAUCCAGUCGCCGAGUAUGAGAUCGAGCGGCAAGCGGUCUUCCUCGCAGUCCAGCCCUAACAGUCCAAAGAAGCAGCGGAAGGAGGGCAGUGCGGCGGCCUCCCCUGCCGACAUGGAGCUAGACUCAGAUGUAGACAUUGCACCCGGUUCUCACAGCAGCAAAGCAUUUCAGUUCCAACCACCAUUGCCUCCCGGCACACCGCCUCCACUGCCACAGGGAACUCCCCCACCUCUCUUCACCCCUCCACUCCCUAAGGGAACCCCACCACUGACGCCCAGUGACUCACCCCAGGCCCGACCUGCAGCCUCAGCCAUGGAUGAGGAUGCCCUGACGCUGGAGGAGCUGGAAGAGCAGCAGAGGCAGAUCUGGGCGGCUCUCCAGCAGGCCGAGGGAGGGAACGGCGACUCAGACGUUCCUGGAGACACACCUUUAACUGGGAACUCAGUGGCCUCCUCCCCAUGUCCAAACGAGUUUGACCUCCCUGUCCCAGAAGGAAAGGCCCUGGAAAAGCCAGUGCUGGCUGAGCCCCAGGGGCCAGCUGCUUCUGUAGACACAGCUGGACCCGAGCCAUCCUGCAGCCCAGCAGCAGGGGCAGCAGUGCUCUCUCAGAGAGAAGAGGAACCCUCUGCUGAGGGGGGCCCGGGAGAUGCUCUUCUCAACAAUGGCAGUGUGUUGAACAUGAGCAACGGAAGCAACCAGCAGCCCAUUCACCCGGACAGCCGGCCUCCGACGGCCUCAAAAACCCAUAGCCCAGUACCUGACAUGAGCAAGUUUGCCACUGGAAUAACACCCUUUGAAUUUGAGAACAUGGCUGAAUCCACUGGAAUGUACCUCAGGAUAAGAAACCUGUUGAAGAAUUCACCCCGAAAUCAGCAGAAAAACAAAAAGACUUCUGAGUGAGCCCUGGCUGUGUGGUGAUGUGCAGCUCUGCAUUGUCCCACAGACUGAGGCCAGGUGACCCGUUUGUCCUUCCCACCUUUCAGAACCUGGUGUAAUUGUGAUCUGAGUCAAGCCUGUUUUACAGAAUGAAAGACUGGGUGUGAGUUUGUUCUUUUCUUCUCACUGACAGCAACCCAGAGUGUGCGUGCGUGCGUGCGUGCGUGAGUGAGCUGGUUCAGGGAUGCUUGGUCCAGGUUAGACUAUUUUUGGAUCGUGAGUGUCAAGAGUGAAGGUUUUUUUUUUUUUUAAUGUCUUUUGUAAAUUGUUUUCCCUUUCUACAUUUUGCUAUUAUCCUGUAUAUAUAAGCUUAAUAUAUCACUUUUUAAAGAAAAUUCUAACAAUUUUAAAUUCACAUUUCAAUUUCAACAACCAAAUGAGAACAAUCAGGGAUUGGCAGCUUGCUCCUGCUUGCUCGGGGUAUUUUUGUAAGAUUUUCAUGCAUGAUUUUAAUAACACUUUUACUUUUUGUAAUUUAAUUAUUCAAAUAUGCUUCCAAUAAAGGUGUGCUCACCUUUGUGUACAGAGGUUUAAUAAAUUAGUUUUCUUACACAUGAACCAAGACUUGAGUAGAUAUGACUCACAGUUCAAGUUGUUCUUUUGAACUUGAAUGAAAAUUAUGAGGUUGCAAAGAAACUGCACGAUUGGCUGCUGUAAGUGGAUUCCAGCU